AAUGUAGAAACUGCACUUUGUCAUCUCAUUAACACGCAGACGCUUUGAAUUGCUUCUUAUUUUACACAAUAUCCGAAUGGAUACUAACAUAUUGAUGGGCGUGCAAGAACGUUUGAGUUUGAACAAAUAGCAAAAGUAAUAAUAUGUUUAGUGAUUGCAAAAGACAUCAAUCACAAUUGGUAUAUGUGUGUGUAUUAUGUUGACAGAUUAAAUGAGUUAAACAUGACUUUAAGAGGAAUCCUCUGGGACACUGCUUCACUAUAAAGCAAUACAGAAUAUUUUAAAUCCAUGUAAACAAACUUUUCCACAAGAAACAUUAAACAUUUAAAUGAUUCAAGUUACUUUCAGAAGACAGAACGUAACUCAAGUGUUUGUGCUUCACAGUGAGAUAAACAAGCCUGAAUGGGAGCAGAAGAACAUCGACAAAGCUAUCGGAUACUCGUUUGCCAUCGUGGGCAUCAACAUCACAGACCUGGCGUACUCUCUGCUGGUGAGCGGAGCGCUGAAGACUCACCUGUACAACGUCGCUCCAGAGAUGCCGAGCCUGACGCACGUCCAGCAGACCUUCUGCUACCUGAUGCACGAGUUUCACCGUUUCUGGGUGGAGGAGGAUCCCAGCGACAUCAUGGAGUUCAACCGGGUCCGCUCCAAGUUCCACCGGAGGAUCCUGCGACAGCUGAAGAACCCGGACAUGGCUCUGUGCCCCCACUUCUCCGCCUCCGACCUCCACCUGGUCAACCUCUAAACACACACACACACACACACACACACACACACACAUCCCUCUUUGACCCCUUCAUCCCCCACAGAGCUCUCUCCUGGAUGUCCGGUCGGCCAUCAACACAUAAUUAAAUCUGAAACCCUUCCCCCUCACGUCGAUGGUUCCUUAAACAUCUGGACACAUCUGGGGAGACUCUCUUCCUCCUCUGCUCAGCCCACCUCGUCCCAGCUAACGUCAUGUCGCGUCACUGCCAAAAGCUCUCUCUCACACACACACACACACACACACACACACACACACACAUGUACACACACACUGCCUCUACGCCGUCACUGCAGCGUUACACCACCAGCAUCAGAGAUGACCAUAGCGAUUGUAGCUGUGCAUGAGGAGGCUGCACCACACUCAUCUUUUGCUUUAAUGAUCCAUGACGAUUGUAUCUCAGCCGUUACGCCUCAGUGAUGGACCCUGUGCUCAUGUUCUCUCAACACACCAAAUUUACUUUCUCAGCUAAAUAAUAAAACCCCUCUUUUAGAUUUCAGCAGAUAUCAGCUCAGAAUAUUUUGGCAAUUAGCUCGUCGGGCUUUCAGACACGAGGUCAAACGUGUCAAAACCAAUAUUUUGUAUUCCAAAUGAAGAGCUAUAGAUAUAUAAUGUACGUUUAAAGAAAUGUUGCAGGCGCUGAUUCAAUCAUAAGCUAUUAAACGAUACAGGGCCAGUUCCUCUCUUAGCUUCGUCUGUGUUCGCUAAUCCAUGUAGAUUGUAUUUGUGAUGUCGUCGUGACAUCAACACCGAAGACUUCUCCUUGCCAAAAUAUCGAAUGUGGAGAACUUACAAUCACAGCAGCAGUUUGUUUCUCGUCAGCGCUAAUGUAUGUUUUGUAAACCUGCAAAAUGAUGUUCAGAAGUAUUGAAUUGUUAAGUUACACGUAUGGAAUGUGUAGCGUUAGUUUGGAAACUAAAAGAACUUAACUUUUAAAGUCCCGCCAACAUUGUUUCUUCCAGGUUUGCAGAAAGUUUUCGCCUUUUGCUUUGAGCUUCUGUUCUGAAUGUUCCUCACACGCUCACGUCUACGAUUGUUUGAUUAUCUUUCACUUCACUGAAUGUGACACUGUGUCCACUGUUGUAUCAGCCAAAGCAAUAAUUUACAUUCAUUUCAGUGCACAUGUGUUUUAAAUGUUGUGACGUGCACCAUGCCUGCCUGAAGUAUUCCUCACUCAGAGCUGAUCGUAGCUGCUGCACGAGGAGAAGUCAAACAUCACGUUAAGACUUUGUGUAAUUAGUGUGAAGCUUAAUGGAAGUAACAAGUGGUCUUAGCUCUCCACGAUCUCUUUAAUAACUUCUUAAUGUUCCGAUAACUGCGACACAGAGAAGCUUUAAAACGGCAGCAACCAGAGAAAUAAGACGUUAAAUGUAAAAAGAGAUAAUUAAUUAGGUGGUAGAUCUUAAAACAGCAGAGAGCUGACGGUGGACAUUUAAAAUGCUAAAGAUGGAGGCGUUGACCAGCCAGUCAACGUGGGGGAAGUGUUUUUCCAUGUCACGUCAGUUCCUCACUGUGGACUAAUUAUUUAAUGUCUUUAUUUAUUUUCUUUAUUUUACCCAGAAAGCCCCAUUAAGAUUAUAAAUCAAAUAAUUAUUAUAAAUAUUUAAAAUAAAUGAAACAAUCUAGACUGAGUCGGGGAGCGCAAACCUCCGCCAAGGUUAAUGCUGCUUUCACAAUAUGAGACUAACACAUCUAGAAUCUCCCCUCCUCUUCAAACAUAUCUCCAGCUGCACACAUAUUAGAGUCACUUAGAGGAAACCCUGAAAGAUAAACAUAACUCUGUGCAGCAGAAACAUGUUCCCCCUCUCUGCUUUAUCUUGUUCAUCAUCCGGCGUCUGGUUAAUGGGGAGCGUCACUUCGAUGGUUAUCUCAGCUCUGAGUCACAUCCUUUACUUUCCCCUGAGAGAUAAAUCACCUGACACGCGUCUUCACUUGAUGUGACCAUGUGUAUUUAACAUUCACGAGCGAUCAUGCGUGAUGCUGACAGCUCGGACUAAUGUACACUGUCAUGUUACUGCCAUGCUUGCACUGUUGGUUGUGUUUUAAUAGCGUUGAAUAACUUUGUCCCACUGAAGUGAACGUUUCCUUUCCUGUCAGUGUUAAGCAGCUGUUUACUUCGGUGAAUGUCGACGCUGGUCUCAUCUCAUGCUCGCGUUUCGUUUUGCUUUGCAUAGUGAAAAAAAUAAAAAAGCAGUUUCCUUUUUAUGAUUCUAAAGUAAUUUGUGGUAUUAGGAGUAUACUGUGGAUGAAGUUAGAUACAGCAGCUGUACAUCCUGCUUUAAAACCACAAUCUGCAUGAAGGUAUUUCUACUGUCACUGAUACGGCGUUCUGUAUUCUUCUAUAAAGCCUAAAGUACUAAUAGAUAUUGUAAUUGUGUGCUUCAUUUGUCUGUGUUGUACCUUUUGAGACCACAAUAAAGACUAAAUGUCAGUUAAAAUUA
This is a messenger RNA of Cottoperca gobio, 3204 nucleotides long. RefSeq names its product ELMO domain-containing protein 1-like. Bases 329 to 745 code for a protein of 138 amino acids. Lineage: Eukaryota; Metazoa; Chordata; Actinopteri; Perciformes; Bovichtidae. The record is from RefSeq and is a predicted model, not a curated record. Gene Ontology annotation, molecular function: GTPase activator activity. The transcript is spliced from 3 exons.